Molecule: messenger RNA, 3065 nt
Organism: Chara braunii
Lineage: Eukaryota; Viridiplantae; Streptophyta; Charophyceae; Charales; Characeae
Source: the annotation of a GenBank genome assembly
ACGCGGCUCUACUAAACCCUACUGGGCGUACGUGUCAGUCUCCAACCACGGAGGCCCAACAACCGAUGCCCGUGGCCAUCGCCGCCGCUGCCGCCGCCGCCGCCGCCGCCGAACCGGAGCGUGAGCGGAACAAUGGGGAACGUCGACCCUGGCGGAAAGGAAGGAAGAGGAAACCGCCGAGAAGGAAAGACGGAAGGGAGGGGCUAGGGGCCGUGGAAGGAGAAGGGGGAGGGGGAGGGGGAGGGGGAGAGGGGGUUGGAGGUGGAGCAGUAGGAGUAGGAGUAGGGGGAGGAGGAGGAGGAGGAGUAGGAGGAGGAGGUAGACGAAUGGGAAGAUUUGGACACAGGAGGAUCCGGAAGCCGCUGGGGGAGAAGUUGUUGACUGCCGACGAGCAGCGCGAAGCGGCGGUGACGGCGCGAUGGGACUUCCUGAACUCGGCGCUAGAGGAGGCUGGCAUGCCUCUUGCGCCGUUUCCCGCCCAAGCUCCGCCGUGGGUGGGCGGGCCGUUGACACCUUGCCCGCUCAGUUACGGCGUCAUUCAAGCGUUCCACGAACAAGUCAUGAAAGCAGUCAGCGACCUAGAUCGGUUCAAAUCGAGGGCUGUGCGGGCUGGAGGGGUGGAGAUAGGGGUCCCCUUGCUGACCCCUCAUCACAGCACCUUGCUGUUGCAAGAUUGGAACGAAACCCCUCCUGCAGUCAUCGCGCACAUUCCCGCUAGUGAAAUCCCUGCAAACAAGGGCACUGGCAAAGGCGUCUGGAAGUCUAAUUACCAAAGAGUGGGUCUGAGCAUAAUCUACGGUCAGCACGUGCCUCUGGAAGUCGUCGUGUACGUCCGGAGUAGACCGGUGCAGCACAAGGCCGAGUUUGAGGGCAUGAUAGCUUUCAUGCACGCGGUCAAAGUGCUGACUUUCCGGAAAGAAUGGCUGAAGGAUGACCCGCCCGAGGUGAGGGGUCUGCAGUUCCAGGUGAGCUGGGCGCAAAGACUAAUCAGAUCAGCGGACAUCUAUUACGUAGAAGCGCGCAAGCUGGAGCAGUUCAUGGAGCAGCUGAGUCAAUGGCGAGCAACAAACGCUGCUGAGGGAAGGGACCCAAUGCAAGGGAGAGUACUGCAGACAAUAGACAGCCAGGGCAAGGUUGUUGAGGUGUACGAUCAGCCGCCGCAAAGUAUGAACUCGCAGGCUGUGCGCCAAGCCGGUCUUACGCUGAUGAGAUAUGCAGCGGACCUGUCCGUCUCUUUCUGGGAGUUGGCGACGAGGGGGAAAGAGAUCGCGAGAUGCGUUUGUCAUCAAGAUAACCUGCAGGACAUACUGCGUGCAAGACGGAUGUCCAUUGGGCUCUCUCCUACACCGCAGUCGCAGCCGAUGAUGCUGGCCACGGGCGCGGAGGCGACUGGUUUGCACACUUACCCGUUCUCGGAAGAUGAGGGGGAAGGAGAGGGAGGCGGCGGCGGAGAGACAGCGCUUCUGGGCCGCGGGCGAUCUGGUGGCGCCGUCGAUGGCUACGUGAAUAGUCGCCCAGUUAAGAGGGUAAAAGCAGAGGAGGAGGUGUUUCCUGAGGAUGGAGGUGAUCGGCGCCAGACGCCGUCGUUGGCCGGGGUGGAACCCGCCUUUCCCCCCCCCCAUAACCCCGUCCCGAGCGCCGUUGCUGCGCCCAUGGGUAUGGCGGGGGGGCAGAUGGCAGGGGGGGGGAAUAACUCCGCCAUGGCAACAGCACCCCCCAGCACUUCGAUGCUUCCCCCUGGCUUCUACCCGCCCACUCCGUCGCAGUCGCAAUCGCAAUCGCAACCCUUCUCCGCCCCUCCGCCGUCUGUUCAGCAUCCUUCCGCUUCCGCCGCCCUCAUCGGCGCGCCGCCGCAAGAUUCCUUGGCUGCGCAAGUACCGUCAUUGCAUGCCUUCUACGACGAUAUUAAGCCUCAGCUUGGCGCGCUUCCCCCUAUUUGUGCCAUUCCUGCCCCUCGAAACCUUGCUUUCUCAGGGGUCCGCGCUCCUGUGACGCGGGGAUUGCCGCCUCCGCAGCCUUUCUACGCGGAACCGUCGAUGGGGUUCAGCGGUCCGUUCGCGAGCCCGCUUGUGAGGGAGGCAUUGCAAGCUAUGAAUCCUCCUCCCGCAAAGCUUGGCCUUUCCGUAUACGAGUUGUGACGGCAGACGGCUGGCUUAUCUCCAGGGGACUGGCCAGGGCUUCGUCUGCUGCUGCCUCUUACGUGCCGCGAGCAGAGAGGAAAGAAAGAGAAAACGCACAAAGACAGGCAGCUCCGUGUAGGAGGAAUCUCGGCCACAAGCACAAGCGACGGCAAUUAGGGUUUUGAUGUGCAGAUCGACGGGUGGAGGGCCGGGGCUGGGUAGGAGUGUUUUUGUGCGACGAGACCAGUGCUGAUUCGACUGAGUACAACGUAGGCUGUGUAACGUGUCAGAUCGUGAGCUUUGUCGGAGCUGGAGGAGAGAGUGAGCGAGGAGGAGUGACUAGCGACCGGUCGGCGGUGAGAGAGAGAGAGAGAGAGAGAGAGAGAGAGAGAGAGAGAGAGAGAGAGAGGGGGAAAAUCAAGCGUUUGAUGCUUAGAUGAAAAUGAGGGUAUGUUCUCUGUGUGUGUGUGUGUGUGGCACACACACACAGAGAGAGAGAGAGAGAGAGAGAGAGAGAGAGAGAGAGAGAGAGAGAGAGAGAGAGAGAGAGAGAGGUCGUUCAGGGCAGUUGAGGAGCAAAAAGACUUGAAGAGGCGUUAAUGUACGGUUGGGCCCCCUGGAGCUGAGCAAGCUGGGAACAUCAAUCGCAGAGAAAGCAGCGAGAGGGAGGAGCGGGUAAUGCGGAUUAGUGAGAGGAGAGAGGAGAGGGUAGAAUUCCCUAGUGCGCCGGCUGUGAAGUUCAGGUUCCUCCUACUUUUUCCGUCUAGGCGGCUACAUUAGGGUGUGUCAAAUCGUCUGUCUGUACAAAAGGAGGGAGCCGGCGAGGAGUAGAGAAGUAAUGUGACGCAUGGUGUAUGGGGGAGUAGUCUCUAAUGAUUAAAAAGGUAAAAAACCGUUUUGCAAAUAUGGGCGAAAGGCAGCGCGGGUCUUUGCCUUCAAGAUCGC